Indicator indicator is the source of this 1954-nucleotide messenger RNA. It is a transcript of the gene CCDC50, whose product is annotated as coiled-coil domain containing 50. Gene Ontology annotation, cellular component: cytoplasm. The transcript is spliced from 13 exons. Lineage: Eukaryota; Metazoa; Chordata; Aves; Piciformes; Indicatoridae. Gene Ontology annotation, molecular function: ubiquitin protein ligase binding. Bases 1 to 1275 code for a protein of 424 amino acids. The record is from RefSeq and is a predicted model, not a curated record.
AUGGCCGGGAUCGGCAUCGACCACUCCAAGUUGCCCGGAGUCAAAGAAGGUGGGGGUCAUCCAGGUUGGGGGCCGGGGGAGCAGGCUGCCGGGCAGGGACUGGAGGAGCUGGCCAGGACGAAGCUCCGCGAGGGCGGUUCGCGGCGCCCCCCCUGGAGCCGGGUCAGCGCAGCGGACGGGGCUCCGUGCUCCGGCCGCCACACGGCCGCUCGGGGUGGGUGGGUGGGCGGGCUGGCUGGCUGGCUGGCUGGCUGCGUGGGGCCCUUCGGGGUGUGCCGCAGCUGUCCCGCUCCCCUGUGCGUGGCUUUCGGCGACUGUGAGGAACCCCAGGAGCGCAGGGUAAGGGUGGGCUGUGAGCGGCUCCGCUUGCCCGUUGGUGUCCAGCUGCAGCGGUGCCGGUUCAGCUUGUGCAGAGUACCUGGAUUCGCCCUCAUGUGUCGGGACUUUGCUGUUCUGGAAGAUCACACCUUGGCCCAUAACUUACAGGAGCAAGAGAUUGAGCAUCACUUGGCAACAAACGUUCAGCGUAAUCGUCUGGUGCAACAUGACUUGAAGGUGGCCAAGAAGCUGCAGGAGGAGGAGGAUCUGAAAGCACGUGCUCAGAAACACCAAAAGGACUUGGAACGGCAGGACUGUGAGAUUGCUCAGGAAAUCCAAGUGAAGCUGGUGUUUGAAGCGGAGCAGCGCCGCAGGCAAGAGGAGAAAGACGAGGACAUUGCCCGUCUCCUACAACUGCAGGAAGAAAAGAAGCACAAGACGCACUACCCAGAACCCCAGGGACACACAGUCUAUGAAGACAGCUAUUAUGCAGAGAAUGGAGGCACCAGGUUGAGAGGGUCACAGCAGGCCAUGUAUGAUAAACCCCAGAGUGAACAGGAGCUGUCUGAUGCUGAGAUUGCUCGGAAGCUGCAGGAGGAAGAGCUUCUGGCUAGUGAGGCAGAUCAGAAGGCAGCUCAAGUAGCUCAAGAUGAGGAAAUUGCCCGACUCUUAAUGGCUGAGGAGAAAAAGGCUUUCAAGAAAGGAAAGGAGAGAGAAAAGUCUUCCUUGGAAAAGAGGAGACAUGAUCAAGACUGGAAGCGUGAUGCAAGCGAGUCCACGUGCUCAAGGUCAAAAGAAGGGCCUGAAGCUCAGCGGCACAAAGGCGACAGGUCUGCAAGAUCACAGCCUCAUCUGGAUGACUUUGAACGUUCUCGGUAUUACACGAGCCAGCCCAGCCCUUCACGCCAGAUCCCCAAACCUGAGCUCUCCCCUAAAGGCUCCCGUAGGAAGCAGUAAGCUGUGCUAAGCCUUUGCUUGGGUACUGACUCUUCUGUAGCAAACAUUACUGGAAUUUGCCAGGCAACUUUCUUGAUUCCUUACACAAUGGGAGGUCCACCUUCCUCUCCCAGGAUCUCCUCUUAGGUGUCAUCAUAUUAAGGAGCAUUGUUUGUUUCAAUUUCUUACCCAGAGGUGAUGGCUGGAGCAGGACAGUGCAAUCUAGCUGCCACUGAGCUAUGUAAAUCAACCAGCUGGCUGUAACAGCUCCCUUUGACCUUCUUUCCAGGCUUGCCUUUUAAUUUUUAAGCUUUGGCUGGAGCUCUGACAAACAGGAAAAAGAGAAACAUGUUCAACAGGGAGGAAAAAAUUAAAGAUCUGAGCUGAGUUUAAAAAGAUGCAAAAAAUUGGGAGUACAAGUCCUUUCCAUGUCAGGAUGGCUUAGCAAAGAGUUCUAAGAGGAAGUCUGGAGAAGAGAAGGCUCUGAGGAGACCUUAUUAUGGCCUUCCAGUAUCUGAAGGGGGCCUACAAGAAAGCUGGUGGGGGACUUUUUAGGCUGUCAGUUAGUGAUAGGCCUGGGGGGAAUGGAGCAAAACUAGAAAUGGGUAGAUUCAGAUCAGAUGUUAGGGAGAAAUUCUUCCCCAUGUGGGUUGUGAGACACUGGCACAGGUUGCCCAGGGAGGUGGUGGAAGCCUCAUGC